Molecule: messenger RNA, 849 nt
Organism: Moesziomyces antarcticus
Lineage: Eukaryota; Fungi; Basidiomycota; Ustilaginomycetes; Ustilaginales; Ustilaginaceae
Product: armadillo/beta-catenin/plakoglobin
Exons: 3
Coding region: 1-849 (282 amino acids)
Source: RefSeq, a predicted model, not a curated record
AUGGCCACACCGCCUGACGCGUUCCGAGGAUCCGAGGCCUGCAACGCACGCGGGGUGCUGCUGCUGCCGCUCCACAUCCAACCGCACCCCCCGAACGCACGCCCCUCGAGCCGCUCGACUGCGUUUAUCUCGAGGCCGCUCUCCGGCUCCCUUCUCUUCACACCACCAUCGACCGCUUCCACCGCUGCUUGCAUUCAUCACACCAUGUCGGGCUCGAAUAUCCACGUCGUCGAGCAUCCGCUCAUCUCGCACCACCUCGCCAACUUGCGUCUGGCCGACACUUCCCCAAAAGAGUUCCGGUCGUUGGUCAAGAACAUCUCGUCGGUGCUGUGCAUCGAAGCGACGCGCUCGCUGCCCGUCAAGGGCGUUCAGGGCCAGGGCCCGCUGGCGACGUUUCAGGGCGAGCAGCUGGCACCACGCCUUGGACUCGUGCCGAUUCUGCGUGCAGGUCUGGGCAUGACCGAGGCGUGCCUGGAGCUGCUGCCGGAAAACACGUCGGUGCUGCACAUCGGCCUCUUCCGCGAAAAGGUCUCGCUCCAGCCAGUCGAGUACUACAACAAGCUACCCGUAUCGCCCACGGUGGAUCAAGUCAUCAUCCUCGACCCACUCAUUGCCACGGGUGGCACUGCCGUCGCGUGUAUCCAGAUGAUCCUCGACUGGGGCAUUCCGGUAGACAAGAUCAAGUUCCUCUGCGUGCUCGCCUCGCAAAAGGGUCUCGAGCACGUAACGGAAUCCGUGCCUGGGCUCGAGAUCUGGGUGGGCCACGUCGACCCCGAGCUGAGCGAAAAGGGCCUCAUCCUCCCAGGCCUCGGCGACACGGGCGACCGCAUGUUUGACACGCUCACCUAG